AUGACCUUGCACAAUCUGUCCGAAAACUGGUGGGUCGAACUAGGCUCCUCCAAUAGACAGGACCGAUUGAAGGAAGUGUUUUGCCAGCUGAUGCAAGAGGAGCUACAGACAGAUGCAUUACAUCACCUCUUAGAUACCGAUGUGACCACUUAUCUAUGGGAGCAUUUUUCGGAACAUUCAACUGAAUAUCACGUUGCGCUUCUUGUGCUACUAUCUAACCAUCUAUACUACUCUUUCAAUGAUCUUCAACUUUUAGAGUUGUUCGGUAAUGAUUCCCGAUUUGACUUGAUUGUUGAGUUUAUCACUUCGUACACAGCUAAACGACACGAUGGUAAAUAUUCUGAGUAUAUUCAAUCCCAGAUGAUUCAGUUUAUGAACUCUGUUUUUCAGAAUACUCAUUUUCCUGUUUUGAGAAAAGUGACUAAGAGGCUUACGUCAAUUGGAACUUGGCAUGUUCUUCCUAAUGUGAGCAGUUUGAUACCUGGCGACUUUCAAGAUCUCUAUAAGGAGGCUCCACCGGAGAGCUGGAUUUAUGAUUUGAUUCAGUUGGAUCAGAGCCCUAAUGUGCAAUCAUUGCUUUUAACGUUAAUUACACAGCUUCCUACUAGACGCUUCAUUGGUCCUCUGUUAAAGCACUUACGUUAUGUCUCUUACAUUGAAACAUUCUUUCCCCAAGUUUAUUCCGAUAAAGGUUUCCAGGUAUUAGUUUACUACUUGGAUUAUCCAAUUGAUGAUAUUACCGGACAGCCGAUAUUACAGGAGAACUUUCUGAAUAACAAGGUUUCCAUCUUCGAUAGAAUUCAUUUAGCAUUGUUUGAGCAAGACCAAUCGUUUUACCAAGGCCUAAAGAAGAACUUUUUGCAAAUAUGGAGCCAUUUGAGCGUGGAAAGAGUGGAGCAGGUAGCAAUAAGUUUAGAUAUUUCAACUCCCUUGGUGAAACUUUCCUUGUCAGAAAUUGAUUAUAGGAGAUUCGUCUACAACGAGAUCAGGCACUUACAGCAAGUAACAGAGUGUCCACUAGCCAUUGACGAGAAGACUAUAUUUUACGAAUAUAAGAUUUUGCCCCGAAUUGGUAAUCAGUAUAUGGAUUCAGCUGACUUCUGUUUUAGACAUAGUUUACUUUAUCAUGCAGAAAUGUGUGUUUUGAUCUUCGAAGAGUUGAAAAAAUCACUUGACAGAAUCUCUGUUGAAUCAGCAGAUCCGUUAAGAUUUAGUGGAUCUAGUAGGAAACUCUGCCCUGUAGAGGAACUAGUACUACAGGAUGUAAAGGUGUGGGACUCUGAUGUUCCAAUACGUCAAACUGCCUUUACUGCAGAUAUUAUCGUCGAUACUCAUCAAGAAAAAAAUAGUUGGUCCCAGUUGAAACCAGGAGAUUCUCUAGUUCUUCUGCAUAUAAUUGAACCCAACCAACUGGACCAUAAUAUCCAACCACAACUCGGGAUUAAGCAACUAUGCUUGGGACAGAUCCACCGGCUUCAGGCAACAAAGAAAGGAAAGUCUUUAACUAUCUCUUUGAAACUUGAUUUCCAUAUUCAAUCUGCAAAUUUAGCGUUCAUACCUGAAAAGUUGAAUAGCUCAAAUGCUAGGACACUUUUCGAACGUAGUCAAAUGAAACUAGAGGUUCCCGAAUGGUAUUCUAGCAUUUUUCAUCACGUCGAUGUCUCAAGCUUUCCACUUCAAACUAAAGACAAUAUCCAGCUGACAAAUGUCCAAUGGGCAGAGCUUUCCAAUUCUGGAUUUAAUACAAAGUCUGCUGAUUCUAAAAGAAGGAAAGGAAUAAAAUCCUUAUCGGCACCUUUCAUAAUCUCAUUUGAAGAAGAUAUUGAAAUAGUGGUCAAAUCAAGUCCAUUGUUAACUUCUAAGGUUAAAGAAAAUUUGACCAAAGAACAGACCAGGGUCGUUCUCUCUACAUUGAAGAGCCGACUGACCAUUGUGGAUGGAGUUCCAGGCUCAGGAAAAUCUUUGGUUUCUGCUGUUAUUGCAAAUCAUUUUUAUAAAAAUUUUGGAGAAUCAAGUUUGAUAUUGACAAGCUCAACCAGGUUUGUGGAAGAGUUACUGGACUGCCCCGGAUUCCGAAUAUUUAUACACGAGAAGACAUACGAUUUUGAGAAGGAUCUGUCGGUUUUGUUAGAUGGAAUUCAACAAAUAGCCAAACAAGUGGACAUGAAUCAUUUAUAUGGCAACGAUGUAACUUCAUCGAUAUUGUUUUUUAAGGAGUACAUACAGCCAGAGUGGGAAAAGCUCAAAGGCAGCCCUUCAACGGAGAGAAAUAUUUCACUUCACAAGAUUUUUGGAAGUGAUACCCUUGAAGGGAUGACAGAGGGCUACAGAAAGAUUCUUCAAAUGAUUGAAGGUAUUACAUUCCUGAGGGAUAUAUUGUUCUUCCCACCGCAUCAAAGAAUAACGCUAUUAAAGAAAAAGGCUGCUUUUUGCGUUUUGAGUUUAGAUCAACUGGUUAAAGAAGAUAAUCUCCACUUCAAUAACUUAAUAAUUGAUGAUGCCGAACAAGUCCCAGAAUUUGUUUCCGCCUUGCCUCUCAAAAACGUAAACCGGAUGGCUUUAUUAGGUGACAGCACCAAGUAUUCCAAAUUCGAUGAAGAAAAUAAGUUGUCACGAUUUGGUCACAACUGUUCUUUGUUUCAUAAGUUGACUGCUACAAGUCCACCACUAAAACUCUCCUCCAAUCUAAGGCAGCCAGAAGAAAUAUUCAAUUUGUAUUCGACCGACCCAAAACACAUUCAAAAGAACGACCAGGUUCAAGUAAUUAAAGUAGCCGGAAUGCCUAUACAAAUUGAAAACGGUAAUAAUCAAAAUAUCGAAGAAGCUGAGUACUGCGUCUAUCUUUAUAUGCUACUAAACCUGACCUACUCCAACAGAAAAACAGUCAUAUACACUCCAUUCUCGGCCCAAAAAGUGCUUUUGGAAGAGAUAAUUCGACAUAGGUGUCCUCAAAAUGGUUUAAAUGUGAGGUUAUUUUCCAGUGUAGAGCAGUGCGAUUACUCUAUUAUGUCAUACGUGAAUACUUCCACCUGGAAUGUGAGAUUUAAAUUGCAUGUCAAUGUUCUUUCACGACCAAAACUUCAAGUAUUCAUAUUCAUUCACCCAAAGUUGCUUUCCCGCAUUGAGGCACCAUUCCCUCUUUUACGAAAGCAAUCUCCGCAAUUGAACGUACAGGGGACGACGAUUAAGUCCAAGUCGGAGCUCAUCACACUACUCAAAACUAAAAUGGCACACCACCCUUAG
Molecule: messenger RNA, 3243 nt
Organism: Komagataella phaffii GS115
Lineage: Eukaryota; Fungi; Ascomycota; Pichiomycetes; Pichiales; Pichiaceae
Exons: 1
Coding region: 1-3243 (1080 amino acids)
Molecular function (GO): 5'-3' DNA helicase activity
Source: RefSeq, a predicted model, not a curated record